AUGGCAUUCCUCCACAAUGCUACCUGUCUUGGCUUCGAUAUUAGUGAUUUAAUGACCUGCGAUAGAAGAAGCAUGUCCCCAUUCUUCAGCUCAAUCGCUCCAACGGAUAAUCCACAGGCUCUUAUUGCAAACAAGAUCAACCCGUCAAUCCCAAUCUAUCUCCAACCAACCAUGGCCCAGAUUCUUGUUCCGCAUCAUGCAGCAUUGGAUCUGAUCCCUCUGCCGAUACUGCGGGACAGGGCUAUCAUGUUGUCUUUUGCAAUGCCAGAGGUUUUUGACCUUUGGGAUUUGAAGCUAGAUAUUUAUGCUCGGCAUGGGAUUGUGCUGAAGGCGGACAGUGAAUUUUUGCCAUGGGAUCCAAAGAACUGGGAUAUGAAGCCUUGGUUCGGAACCAAAUGGGGUAUUCCUGUUUGUGAAUAA
This is a messenger RNA of Penicillium longicatenatum, 420 nucleotides long. RefSeq lists its product as uncharacterized. The record is from RefSeq and is a predicted model, not a curated record. The coding region runs from base 1 to 420 and encodes 139 amino acids. NCBI's taxonomy places the organism in Eukaryota, Fungi, Ascomycota, Eurotiomycetes, Eurotiales, Aspergillaceae. The transcript has a single exon.